Molecule: messenger RNA, 1334 nt
Organism: Aegilops tauschii subsp. strangulata
Lineage: Eukaryota; Viridiplantae; Streptophyta; Magnoliopsida; Poales; Poaceae
Product: inorganic pyrophosphatase 2
Molecular function (GO): phosphatase activity
Source: RefSeq, a predicted model, not a curated record
CGCUCGAUCCGACCACUCCAACGCACCAUCAUAUUGCUCUCUCCGCGCGUAUACAUACAUACUUAGCUCCUCUGUUCUGGUUGAGUUAGAUAUCUCUGAGGUGCAACAAUGGCCGCGAGCAAUGACGCCGGCGUGGUGGUCGUCUUCGACUUCGACAAGACCAUCAUCGACUGCGACAGCGACAACUGGGUCGUCGACGCCCUCGGCGCCACCCAGCGGUUUGACGAGCUCCUGCUCCACCUCCCAUGGAACUCGGCCAUCGACGCCAUGAUGGGCGAGUUGCACUCGCAAGGCAAAACGAUCGACGAGAUCGCGGGCAGCAUCAGGACGGCGCCUCUGUCCCAUCACGUCGUGGCGGCCAUCAAGGCCGCACAGGCUCUCGGCUGCGAGCUGCGGAUCCUCAGCGACGCCAACGCGUUUUUCAUCGACACCGUCCUCGCGCACCACGGCCUGGCCGGCUACUUCUCGGAGAUCAGCACCAACCCGGCCAGCGUCGACGCCGGCGGCCGCCUCAGGAUCACCCCGCACCACGACUUCCGUCAUGGCUCCUGCAGCAGCCACGGCUGCGCCCUCGCCACCUGCCCUCCCAACAUGUGCAAGGGCAAGGUGAUGGAGGCGAUGCUGCAAGAACUGUCCGCGGCGGCGGCGGCAGGGACGAGGAGGCCGAGUAGAGUGGUGUACCUCGGCGAUGGUAGGGGCGACUACUGCCCCACCCUAAAGCUGGCCGAGCGGGACUACAUGAUGCCCAGGAAGGGCUACCCCGUGUGGGACCUCAUCGCCGGAGACCGGCGGGCCGUCCGCGCAGACGUGCGCGGGUGGGCCGACUUCAAGGACCUGGAGACGGUGCUGCUUGACAUCAUACACGAAUGCGCCGCGGCCGCCAUGAUGGAACAAGACGGCGGCGAUCAGGUGGUGGUGGGCAUGGUGGUGCCAGAGUGCCGUGCCCUUUCUGCUCCCAAGAUGGCGAUGGCAGUUCUCCCCAAAGCAAUUCAUGCGCCCAACUGACACGCAUCUUUGCCAAACAAUAUGGACGUUUGGUGACUCGAUGGAAGCAUGGGAGAUGUAAUGGCUUUCCCAACGUAAAUAAAGUAGAAAAACUAUACUGCUCCUGGUUCCUUACGUCUACAGCAGCAGCUUAAGUGUGGGACAUGAUUAGCUCGAUCAUACUUCUCUUGGAACUGGAAGCCAAUUGAAGUACUGCAUGUACCGGUGUAGGAGCCAGCUGACAUCCAGAAGCUGUUCUAUCACUAAUUUGGGUCAAGAUUAAUCACUUGCCUCUUUUAGGGAACCUUAAUUAUUUGCCUCAAAAAUAAUAAAAUUAAGAGUAUCGAUUA